AUGAUAACAUUAUUUAACGAUUCCGAUUCCGAAUCCAAUGUUAGCUUAUUUCCAUCGAGUGCAAGCUCUACAACCUUGAUCUCCAAAACUGCAAGCUCUACAACCUCGAUCUCUAAAACUGCAAGCUCUACAAUCGCAAGCUUAAAAACCGCAGCCCAAAGCAAUGAUAUUCCAAAAAGAAUGCCGGAUUUCCAGUAUUUUCGAAAACUGUGGUGGGACAAAGGUGAAUUUAGUUUAUUCGCAAAUUGGGAAGAAGCUUCACUUCCGUAUGAACUUGCUGUUGGUGUCACUUUAGAGGAAUAUGAACGACGCUCGGAGGAGUUUAAUGUUCGUGGCUGUUGGGAAUGGAUUAAUGGCAAAGUUAUAAUUUAUGAAUUGUCCUCAGAACCGCAUGAAGUUUGUAUUGAGACCUAUGCCGAUGGUUCUGCAAAAGAGGCCGACAAUUCAUUUCGUCCAAAAAAACAAGACACAACUUAUCCAAAUGGAAUUGAUGGAGCAACUCGCCCUUGGCCAAAUCUUAUAAUCGAAGUUGCUUAUUCCGAGUCAAUAGAUCAUGUUACAGACAAGGUGAUGAACUACUGGUUAAAGCCAGAUCGUGUUCAUGAUUGCGUUGUUAUAAAAAUUGUACCAGAGCCUCACGGUCAAAUACCUACUCGUAUGAUAGCAUGGCAUUAUUGUAUUUCGGAUAGAAGAACAAGAAAUACACUUCCAGUUAGAACUAUGUUUGAAUUCGGUACUACUGAUGGAAAUGGAAAUUCUCUGACUUUUCCGCAAG
Diversispora eburnea is the source of this 775-nucleotide messenger RNA. The record is from the annotation of a GenBank genome assembly. NCBI's taxonomy places the organism in Eukaryota, Fungi, Glomeromycota, Glomeromycetes, Diversisporales, Diversisporaceae.